Molecule: messenger RNA, 1399 nt
Organism: Aspergillus novofumigatus IBT 16806
Lineage: Eukaryota; Fungi; Ascomycota; Eurotiomycetes; Eurotiales; Aspergillaceae
Product: SCO family protein
Exons: 3
Coding region: 66-977 (303 amino acids)
Biological process (GO): mitochondrial respiratory chain complex IV assembly
Source: RefSeq, a predicted model, not a curated record
AACUGUUAACCUCCGAACAGAACUUCUAAUCCUCAGGACACUCCACACAGCUCACAAAACACACCAUGGCCUCAUCGGUACGACCGGUUUCCCGCAUUCUAGGCCGCCUAGGCCGGUCUGGCAUCUCAAACCUCGAGUCCAGCUCCCGCAUCCCACCACAGAGAACACCCGCCCUGCUCUCCAGAAGCGUCCUGACAGCGCCGAAGCCAAAUGGAAUUGGAAUUGGACGUGCCGCCUCACAGCAGCGAGGGUUCUCGACCUCCCCGGCUUGUCUCCGCGCCAAAACGAUGGGCCAGCUGCGCGCGCGGAACGCAACUGGUCCGUUCUCGUGGAAGGCGGCGCUGCUGUUUGUGCUGACGGGCGCGGGGAUGGUCGUUUAUUUCCGGGUUGAGAAGGAGCGGUUGGAGCGGAAGCGGAUCGCGGAGAUGAGCAAAGGGGUUGGACGGCCGAAGGUUGGGGGUCCGUUUACGCUGAUGGAUUUGGAUGGGAAGGAGUUUACGGCGGAGGAUUUGAAGGGGAAAUAUAGUUUUGUGUACUUUGGUUUCACUCACUGUCCUGAUAUCUGCCCCGAUGAGCUGGAUAAGAUGGCCGAGAUUAUUGAUCGGGUCAAGGAGGCGACCAAGGGGGAGAAUAUCUUCCUGCCGGUGUUUAUUACGUGUGAUCCUGCGCGCGAUACGCCCCAGGUUCUGCGGGAGUAUCUGAAGGAGUUCCAUCCAGAUAUUACUGGCUUGACAGGCACGUAUGAGCAGGUGAAGCAUGUGUGCAAGCAGUACCGGGUGUAUUUCAGUACACCCAAGGAUGUGAAGCCUGGAGAGGAUUACCUGGUGGAUCAUAGUAUAUACUUUUAUCUGAUGGAUCCCGAUAAUGAUUUCGUCGAGUGCAUUGGACGGCAGGAUACGCCCGAGUCGGCAUCGAAGCUGAUUCUUCAGCACAUCAAUGACUGGAAGAGAGAGGGGAAGCCCUUGAAGCGGGAUUGAUCUGUCGUAUCUUCGUUGCUGCGCUGCGCUGUACAAAACUAGACUGAGCUUGACCUGUACCUGUACAUUAGACCUGACCUCAUAAAUCCACAUCUCUAUUUUCCCCCCUCAGUCGAAGAUAAUAAUCUCCCCUCUGCAUCCCUCUCCCUAUUCUCCCUCCACUCCAUCCCCCAUCCACGAAUUCCUCCCUCUUCCAAAUCUCCACCUUCUCUUUCACCUCCUCCAGCACCUCCUCGCCCGCCUUCCACGCCAUCCCCCGAUGCCCCGCACUAACCGCAACCACAAUCGACGCCUCCGAGAUCGGAACAACCCCAAGCCGGUGCGCAAUAUACACCCCCUUUAGAUCGAACUUCUCCGCCGCCCUGGUAGCGAUCGACAUGAGCGAUUUGAGCGCGAGAGGCGGAUACGAAGUGUAGCUGAGC